AUGGGAAAAGAUAAUGAAUUAUUUCAUCCGAAACCGGGAAUCGUUAAAAGAUCAUACGUUCAAUCAAUGGACGAAUAUAAACGUCUUCAUAAAAAAUCGAUAGAAAAUCCUACAGAAUUUUGGGGAGAAAUUGCAAAACAAUUUCAUUGGGAAACUCCAAUCGACUUAACAAAAUUUUUUAAUUAUAAUUUCGAUGUAUCUAAAUCUCCGAUAAAUAUUAAAUGGAUGACGGGUGCAACGACAAAUAUUUCAUUUAAUUUAUUGGAUAAAAACGUUAAAUGCGGUUUGGGCGACAAAAUUGCUUACUAUUGGUGUUAA
Molecule: messenger RNA, 318 nt
Organism: Pediculus humanus corporis (human body louse)
Lineage: Eukaryota; Metazoa; Arthropoda; Insecta; Psocodea; Pediculidae
Product: Acetyl-coenzyme A synthetase, putative
Exons: 2
Coding region: 1-318 (105 amino acids)
Biological process (GO): acetyl-CoA biosynthetic process
Molecular function (GO): acetyl-CoA synthetase activity
Source: RefSeq, a predicted model, not a curated record